AUGCCAGAGACAGACGCCGCCAAGGAUCCCCUGCGUAUCAUGCCCCUCGGUGCAUCCAUCACCUACGGCCAAGGCUCCUCCACCGGCAACGGCUACCGCAACGACCUGCACAAACUCCUCACCGACAGCGGCUACACCGUCAACAUGGUCGGGUCCCGCAAGCACGGCUCCAUGAAGGACAACGACGUCGAGGGCUGGCCGGGCUUCCUCAUCGACGAGGUCCAGUCCAAGGCCGAGGCCGCCGUGCCCAGCCGUCUCCCCAACGUCUUCACCGUCAACGCCGGCACCAACGACUGCGGUCGAAAUUUCCAACUCGACGGCGCCGGACGCCGAACAGACGACCUGCUCGAGUAUCUUUGGAGGGCAUCCCCAGACUCCACCAUCAUCCUGUCCACGCUCCUCAUCAACCUCUACCCCGUGGUUGAGGCCCGCGUGGAAAAGGUGAAUGCGCAAAUCAAGGAGGUUGCCAGGCAAAAGGCCGCCCAGAAGAAGAGAAUCGUCCUGGUGGACAUGCACGCCGCCGACGGUCCUCAAAAGGCCGACUUGGCGGAUGCCACACACCCCAACGAUGCGGGCUACAACAAGAUGGCCAAGAUUUGGUUCCGCGGUAUUCAAGAGGCUGCGAGCAAGGGGUUCCUCAAGAAUCCCAAGCCUGUUCCGGGCGCGUAA
Molecule: messenger RNA, 669 nt
Organism: Metarhizium brunneum ARSEF 3297
Lineage: Eukaryota; Fungi; Ascomycota; Sordariomycetes; Hypocreales; Clavicipitaceae
Product: Multidomain esterase
Molecular function (GO): phosphatidylcholine lysophospholipase A1 activity
Source: RefSeq, a predicted model, not a curated record